GCGCAGCCACAGUAAAGGUUAGUACGAAUCUCCCUAAACCUUACUCCUUUCUUCCCCUACCCUCCCGCCGCACUCCGGCGUCGCCGUCGCACCGGCCUCCAGGGAACACCUGACAAGGUCGAGGUCCGCUCGCUACACGGCCUGUCGAGCCUUCGCGCUCACACGUCCCGGGUCGGCGGCGUUUCGCUGAAGUGGCAAAUAGCUUCAAUCUCUAACUUGUUGUACCGCAAACAAAGCGCAAUCAAAAAUACUCUACUAUCAUUUCAUCAAACACUUGAAAGUUGAAAGGAAUAGGCAUUAGUAAUAUAGAUAAUGGGGAAGAAGAAAUUCAUUGACAAGAGAAAUGCUGCUACUUUCCAACUUAUUGCUCGUGACUCCUCGGACCCAGCAUUCUCCACCUCGGACCGUGUCUUCGUCCGAGUUGACAACAAUCCCCUUUCCAAUGACUCUAUUUUUGAUGAUGCCCCCGAGGACUGUGAUGACAAUGACAGCCUCAACGGGGAUGAAGGUGCGUUGCCAGAUGAUGUGAGGAGGGAAAUUCUAGAACUAGGGUUUCCGGAUGAUGGCUAUAACUACUUGGAUCAUAUGAGGGAAAUUAAGAAUACUGGUGGUGGUUCUGCUUUCUUUAACAACCCCAAGUUCAAGCUUCAACACGUUCCUCGUGAUAUUAAGGCGUAUGAUGCUUCGAGAUUACAAAUUUCAGAGGCGGAUAAAGAGCCCGAGGAAAACACUAUAUACACUGUUGCAGCCAAGACUACCAGCAUAAGGGUUCAGAAAGCAAUUGAUCCUGAAGUAGCUGCGCUGCUUGAUGAUACUGAUUUGUCACGGUUUGGUUCUGAUGUUGAAGAUUUGGAGGAAGACUUUGUUGUACAAGCUAACCUUGAUGAGGAUGAAAAUGAUGAAGAGAAGGAGCCUAUAUGUAAUGGUACAAAAUUUGCUGAAGAAUCUAUGAUAAGUAGAAGCGAAAACAAUGCACAAGUAUUGCAAGUUUCUGCUCAUUCCAGAGUUAUAGAUGACUAUGGAUCUUUGGAUGGGGUAACAAAUAACGAAGCAGGAGAGGACUGUGCUGGUGACAAACCGAGAGCUCGUCGUUUGUUGGAUGAACAAUUUGAUUUACUGGAACGUCAAGAGUAUGCAACCGAUGAUUACGGUGAAGAUGAUGAUGAUGAUGGUGAACUUUAUGGAAAUUAUCAAGCUGAAGAUGAGUUCCUUGCUGAGAAGCUCAAAGCCUCUCUUAACAACCACACGAUGGACAGCCUAGAACCUGAUGACGACACUUACAAGGUUCCUGCAGAUUUAUUGAAGAAAAAUGAGGCCCCAAAUAGCGAGGAGCAAGAGGACUUUGCUGCUGAUUUGAUUCGCCGUACUAAGGAAUAUGGUGAGGGGUAUGAAGUUGAAGAUGAAGAUAAGGAUGUUAUACUUGUCCAAGAAAGUAGUGAUGAAUCAGAAGUUUGGGAUUGUGAGACUAUUGUUUCAACGUACUCAAAUCUAGAUAACCACCCUGGGAAGAUUGAAGCUCCUGGUGUAGCUAGGAAAAAGAAAUUGGCUGAAACUAUGUCUGCAGCCUUGAGUUCCUCUAGUCCAAUAAUUUCCCUGAGGGGAAAAGAGAAACUCCCUGUAGACUUCUUGCCUGGGGCUAAAAAACCUGCUACUGAAAAGGUUAAAGGCCCGAGCAAUGCAAGUACUGAGCAGUACAAGAGAAAACAACAUGGCCUAGAGUCAAAGGAGGAGAAGAAAGAACGAAAGGCUGCUGUGAAGGAGGAAAGGCGUGAGGCACGACGCGUUAAAAAAGAAAUGAAAGAGCUUUAUAAGGGUGAAGCACAUCGCGCACAAAGAGCUGCUGCUGUAUCUGGUCCUUCUUCCAUUCAUCUCAUGUAAGUUAACAAAUACAAGUACCAGCUCUUUGCUAUGGGGAAGCUUGUGAGGUUCUAGGAUAUUUUCAUACAUCAUUACAAAAUUUUGCCACAAGAGUACUUCAGUGUUAACAUCGCUGUUCUGGGUUUUUGGUCCAAAGCAAGACGGUACUCGAGUUUGAGUUAAGGUAAAGCAAAAUUCGGUACUUUGUUUUGGCAGAGUGAGUAUUUGGCUUUUGAUUUGUAGAACUAAGUCCGGCAGCCGUGUCCUUUGUUUUGGCCUUAAUUAUAGACAAAGAUAUGUACUAAUAACUUAUUUUAUAUUUCCGGUAGUUUUAGUUGUGGUUUACUGAAGAAA
Messenger RNA from Lotus japonicus, 2211 nucleotides. RefSeq lists its product as uncharacterized. Gene Ontology annotation, biological process: ribosomal small subunit export from nucleus; ribosomal small subunit biogenesis. Gene Ontology annotation, cellular component: nucleus; cytosol; preribosome, small subunit precursor. The record is from RefSeq and is a predicted model, not a curated record. The transcript is spliced from 6 exons. Bases 313 to 1878 code for a protein of 521 amino acids. Lineage: Eukaryota; Viridiplantae; Streptophyta; Magnoliopsida; Fabales; Fabaceae.